GCAGUUAGCUUGCACCAUAAGAAUUUUCAUUGCUGGCUGUCGGUAGUUCAAGAUGGAAAUGCUUGGAAAAAAGCAAAUAGAGAGAAUAGAAAACUAGACUUUUCACGGGGACCAGUUUGUAAUUAGGGAAGGCCAACAUGGCAAUUUUUACAGUUAAAAGAACUAAUUUAAUUCGAGUUAGCUUUGGAGAACGGUCCUUUUCCAAGUCACUUCUUGUGACAUGGAUUCCCUAAACCAGGCCCAUUACGACUUAUCAGCCUUUGGUUCACACGAAGAUAGACUAGCUUUUGUUUACCUGAAGGCUCUUGAUGUUUUUGAGCAGCAAAGGCUUCAGAUUCGUAUUCUGAGAUCUAUAUGUAUGGCUUUCAUUGUAUUAUCGCCAUCUACUUGAUUCAUUCAUGUGUUCGGUAGUACUAGUUGGGCAUUGGGCCUGGGUUAAAUGUUGAGCUGCUUAAUCCAAGUGGCUUUAUGAUACGGACAAUCAGUAAGAGCAGACGGAACUUGGGCUUGUUGCCCCAGAGUUGGAUUAGUUUAACAGUGUUUUCAAAGAAGCCGUACAGCGGCUGAAGGUCUGGUUUGGCACUGAAGGAUUUAGGGAGUUCUGGGUGUAGGUCUGACCAAACAGGCCUGUUUGUAAUAUCAAUAUGAGAUAAAAGAAACUCAUGCCUAUGCAUUUCCCAGGUCACAUUAAUGGCAAAGGACAAAAGAAAUAAACCUUUGUUCGUAUGUUUCAAAUGGAUAGUGACGGUUCUGUUCGUCUUUUUGUUUCUCCUUCCCGCUUCCCAUCAGUUCCAGUCCUCUCAAGUCCAGACCUUACUGAGGAUUCAAAUGCUCCUGGAGUACCCCAGUGCAUUGAAAGCCUGGAGUAACAGUACAGAUUUCUGUAACCUGACCCCUUCUCCUUCUAUAACCAUUGUCUGUUAUGAGGACACCAUAACCCAACUGAGAAUUGUUGGUGACAAAGGCUCUCAUUUAAAAGGCGAAAAUGGUAAGUUCUUUGUUUCAAACAAGACUUUAUCUUCAGCUUUUUCAUUAGAUUCAUUUAUGACUACCCUCUACAAGCUUUCAAGUCUCAAAGUUCUGUCUCUGGUGUCUCUGGGAUUGUGGGGUCCUCUGCCAGGCAAAAUAGGUCGUCUGUCCUCCCUUGACAUACUGAACGUAAGUUCAAACUAUUUCUAUGGAAACAUCCCGCAGGAGCUUUCUCUUCUGAGGAACCUCCACACCUUAAUUUUGGACGAUAACAUGUUCAACGGCACUGUGCCUGACUGGUUGAGUGCCUUUCCUAGUUUAACCUCCUUGAGCUUUAAGAACAACUUUUUCAGUGGUGCUCUGCCCUCUUCCCUGAGUACACUGCAAACCCUCAGAGUGUUGCACUUUUCUGGAAAUCAGUUAUCUGGAGACUUGCCGGACUUGAGCAGCUUGAUAAACCUGCAAGAACUUGAUUUGCAAGACAAUAGUCUUGGACCGUUGUUCCCCACUCUUGGAAAGAAACUUGUGAUCAUUAUAUUGAGGAAAAAUAGUUUUAGGUUUCAUAUUCCUACAGAUCUUGAAUCGUUUAAUCAAUUGCAGCAGCUUGACCUGUCUUUUAAUGACCUGAUAGGGUUACCUCCAUCUUAUCUGUUUUCUUUGCCAAGCAUUCAGGUAUUGAAUUUUGCCUCAAAUACAUUCACUGGAACACUUCCUCAGAAUCUCACUUGCAACAGCGGGCUCAGUUUUGUGGAUCUAUCUUCUAAUUUUUUAACUGGAAACUUGCCCUCGUGUCUUGCUUCACUGGUAAGCCAAAAGAGAACUGUUAAUUUUUCCCAGAAUUGCUUAUCGACUAAGUUGCAGUAUCAGCACCCAGAGUCAUUUUGCAAAAAUGCUGCAACUGCAACUGGUGUUCAUCCACAAAAGUCGAAGAAAGAAUCAAGAACUGUAACUGUAGCUAUUGUAUUGGGCAUUAUUGGUGGUAUUGUGGGAAUUUUUGCGGUAUUGGGACUUCUUUUGUUAGUGCUACUUAGAAAGGCAGAGCGCAAAAAACUAACAAUGAAGCCACCAAGAAGAUUAGUAGCAAAAAAUGUUUCUACAGGCUUCUCCUCGGAUCUGCUAGCUAAUGCAAGAUAUAUAUCUCAAACAAUGAGACUGGGUGCACUGGGUCUCCCACAGUACCGACCCUUUGCUAUGGAAGAGCUUGAAGAAGCAACCCAUAACUUCAGUCCCUCCUUUCUGAUUGGUGAAGGUUCUCAUGGAAAGCUAUACAGGGGUAGGUUGGAAGAUGGAACUUUUGCUGUCAUUAGAUGUUUGAAAUUUGAGUGGAGAUACACUAUUCGAAAUUUGAAGAUUCACUUGGAGCUGCUUUCAAAGUUAAGACACCGUCAUUUGGUCAGUCUCCUUGGACAUUGUAUUGACUAUGAACAUGAUGGAUUGACUGUGAAGAGAAUAUUUCUCAUCUUUGAAUAUGUACCUAAUGGGACAUUGCGGAGCAAUCUUUCAGGUCAGUUGACUGAGGAAGUGCUAAGCUGGCCGCAAAGGCUAGCUGCUGCAAUUGGAGUGGCAAGGGGUGUCCAUUUUUUGCAUACAGGGGUGGUGCCUGGAAUUUUCCAUAACAACUUGAAAAUCACAAAUGUUCUGUUAGACCAAAAUCGGGUUUCAAAGUUGAAGGGCUAUAACUUGCCAAUACUUGCAGAAGGUACAGAUGAUCUUGAGGUCAAAACAGAAAGCUAUAAUUUGGUGCACAAAGAAGCAGAAAUUAAAAGCAGGAAAAAAUUUCUUGACAAGGGUGAUAUAUACAACUUUGGUCUCAUUCUACUAGAGACCAUUAUUGGGAGGCCACCUAUUCUGCCAAAUCAAGAAACAGAUAAAAUUCAAGAGCUGAUGAAUAUAAUGAGCGACUGCGAGACUAGAAGCCAGAUAGUUGAUCCUAUUAUUUUAAGAACAAGCAUUGAUGAGUCACUUGCAACAGUCAUAGAAAUCACUGGUAAAUGUCUUUCAAAGGAUCCAGUAUCUCGUCCUUCAAUGGAGGAUGUGCUCUGGAACUUGCAGUAUGCAGCCCAAGUGCAAGAUACGUCAGUUGGCGACUUAGAAAGUGGUGAUGAUUCACCGGUCAAUUUUCCUAUUGGUUUAAAAUCUGGUUAUACAUAGUAACUGGCACAUCUGGGACCAUGGGGCAAAAACUUUUUGAGAGAGCAGAGACCGACAAGCUGCUUAAUAGCUUAGUACUUGUUUGUUUCAGAAGGUUUGGCAUGGGAAAAUGUUUUCAACAACUAAGAAGAUAUUGACACUGUCAGGAAUGAGAGGCAAAUGUAUUGCAUGUCAAAAUAAUCAGGCUGGAGAUGCUGUGGUGGAAAUACUGAGUGUAUUAGAGAAGGAAAUAUGGUGCAUGCUCUAAAUAUGUAAGGAAAACAGAUGCAACAGAAAGGAAUUCACUGUAGAUGAUUUUUUUUGAUAAGAGCAGUGUAGCCCAAGUGCCAGCAACAGACGGAAAUGAUUCUAUUUAUUAAAGGGCUAUAUAUUUCUUCAUUCAUUGUUUUUGUAAAAAUUAUAGCAUUCUUUCCUACAAAAUCAAAACUAAGCGAUAUUUUGUUUAGAGCAGUUUUCAAGAGCGUUCAUAUGUAUUUGCUGCGAAGAUACAGAGAAAAUGCUUCAGCUUGGAGUGCACUAUUUUCAAGCUUGACCAAAUUGUCAAGAUAAGAUGAUUUAAAAAAAAAUUAACCCCUGAUGCCCCUAAUGUUAUAUUUGUUUAUUUUUUCCCAACGAUGAACUCUAAGUUCUGUAAAUACUGUUCAUAUAUAGAAGAUGAUUGGCUGCAA
Molecule: messenger RNA, 3788 nt
Organism: Cryptomeria japonica (Japanese cedar)
Lineage: Eukaryota; Viridiplantae; Streptophyta; Pinopsida; Cupressales; Cupressaceae
Product: probable inactive leucine-rich repeat receptor-like protein kinase At3g03770
Exons: 7
Coding region: 691-3120 (809 amino acids)
Biological process (GO): protein phosphorylation
Molecular function (GO): ATP binding; protein kinase activity; protein binding
Source: RefSeq, a predicted model, not a curated record